Messenger RNA from Volvox carteri f. nagariensis, 17964 nucleotides. RefSeq lists its product as uncharacterized. The coding region runs from base 1 to 17964 and encodes 5987 amino acids. The record is from RefSeq and is a predicted model, not a curated record. NCBI's taxonomy places the organism in Eukaryota, Viridiplantae, Chlorophyta, Chlorophyceae, Chlamydomonadales, Volvocaceae. The transcript is spliced from 28 exons.
AUGUCGGAGAACGAUACGCUCGACGUCGCGUUCGCGGCGAUGCUGGAGCUAUGUCUGGAGCUGGACGAUGACAACGCGACCGCCCAUAUCGCCGUGCGGACUCAGGCUUGCCUAGACCUCUUGAGCCGUGCGCCCGUGGAAUGGGACGCAUCCACCCAAAUGGUGGCGGACCUCUUCACCCUGCCGGAUCCAGAUCCAGACCCAGAUCCAGAUCCAGAUCCGAAUCUACAAUCUAAACCAAACGUGAAUUCGGAAGCGGACUUCGACCCACAAUCGCAGUUGCAGCCUCAGUCACGGCCUCAUGGUGGCGCACAAGGCCCACACGGCAGCUCCCAUAUCUCAGCGGCCGUACGGCACAUGUUCGCUGGUCAGCGGGAACAACUGCUCAGCUGCUUACCCGCAUCGAUUGCCGGUGCCGACGGGUGUGCCGACGGCGGAGGUAGCAGCGGCGGCGGCAGCAGUAGCAUGAGCAGCGGCGGCGGGCCCUCGGCGGCGGCGCUUCUUCAGCGUGUUGGUUUUGUUCUGGAGGCCAAUCCGCGGGAGUUGGCUGUUCAGCUGGUGGAUCAGGCACUGCGACAAAUGGAACGGCGACUAGGCCUGGUGAACCAGCUCUUUAUACGGAGGCUGGAGACGGAGUUAAGGCGACAACAACAGCAGCAGCAGCAGCGUCAGGAGCACUACCGCCAGCAACAGCAGCAACAGCAAUUUCGUGACGCGGCUCCGGAACCAGAAAGCGCCUCACAGGACACCACAGGAUGGCGACGGGAACGGCUCACAGCCACUGCCUCCACGUCUGGCCGACCUUUGGGGCCUAUGCGCCACCCGCCGACGCCGCGCUCGAGCCAGCGGCCGUCCUUGGAAAGCGUCGGCGCAUUGCAAUCAGCAGCACCAACAGCACCAACAGCACCACUACCGCCACCAGCACCAGCAGCGCGGUCAACCGCCGGGGUGUCGGCGGAGCCCGCUGCGACGUCAGACCGCCCGCUGCCUGCAGGCCGCAUCGCCGCUGCGUCGCCGCGAGGAGCGGCGUCCGCGCCGGCGCCGUCACAAGGCGACGAGGGCUCAGCUGGUGCCGACCGGCCGCUGGAGAGCUGCUCUACGGCGGGCGCGGCGGCACUGCUGGUGAGGGCGGCGGUACUGCCGCUGCCCGCUUCGGCACCCACUCCGGUCUUAAGCAGGGCAGCAGGCACGCAGUCAAAAGCCACGACAGCACUCGCGACGGUGGCAGCGUCACCGGAACCGGUGCCGGCGGUGGUGCCGGCGGUGGUGCCGUCGCCGCUACCCCCGGCUGUAGCCAGACUUCACACAGCGGCGUCCCCGGCGUCCGCUGCAGCGGCUACGACGGGAGCUGUAGCGGCGCACUCAAGGGAGGGUUCUGUGCUAGCCGCUGCGACCGCUGCCAACCCGCUUCGUGAUCAGGUUCUUAUCCCAGAGACGGCUCCAGAGUUGGAGGUUGAACCAGAGAUUGCAUUGCAGUCCGCCAGCGGCGCUCCGCCCGGUACGGCAUCGGCCUCUUCUGGCGGCGUCAGCGGCCCCGCGGGUGCUCCUGCAACGACCGCCGGUGCCAGCAGCGCAGGCCAGAAGGGAACGGCGGCGGAGGCGGUGGCGGGGCGGCCGUCGCAGUUAUUGGGGGCGGUUCCGCAGGCCAAACGUGUAGGCCAGCCCGUACACUUCGUACAUACAUACAUACGGAGCGAUGGCACAGGCGGAGGUGCAGGGGGCAAAACCGCCUAUCCUUUGGGGAACUUGGGCCUCAGUCCUCUGCAACCUAGAAAGCCGCUUUCAGGCACCAGCACAGCAGCAGCAGGGGCAACUGGCAGAGCGCUGCCGCCGCCAUCGCCGCCGCCGCCACCGGCGCCACGGCAGCAAUCCGCAGCGGCAGCGGCGGCGGCCCCGCCGGCCCCUUUCCCCGCCGCCGCUGCUCGACUAGCCUCCUUAGCGGCACCCGCCGCUCGCCUCCUUACAUCGCGCCUUACGCCACCCCGAUUGACGAGCAGCGCGCCGCAAGUACCGCCGCCACCGUCACCGUCCACAACGGCGGCGACAGCGACGACAGCAGCGGCGGUGACGGGCGGUUCUGUCCCCAACGCUGCGUACUGCGUAACCACACAGGAAGGGGUUGCUGUGUUACUGUCGGUGGAGCCGCCGCCACAGCGUACGACAUUGUCUGUGCCGCCGCAGCCAUUAAUGCCGCGAGCAUUGGUGCCGUCGCAGUCCGUGGCGUCGGCGUCGGCGGCACCGUCGCAGUGCGCAACGUUCCCUUUGCCCGUACACGGCUCACCGACGCAGCAUGCAUCACAGCAUCUGACGGCAUCGACACCGCUAGCACAACGCACGGCAGUUGCAGUACCUUCACCGCCGCCGCAGAUGGUGGCGCAGCUACCGGCACCGUCCUUUGCCACGGCUCCUCCUUUCGAAGGACCCAUGGGUCAGACGGCCACCGCAACAACGCAGCUGGUCGACGGCUGCGUGGCUGCGUCGACUGCCACCCCAGCCGCUUCCGCGACAAGGGUGUCGUACCUUCCGGCGCUACAGCAGCACAUGACCUGCACCAUGACGGCUCCAAGCCCAGGUUUAGCCAGCGCUCCAAGCUGCUCCGAAACCGGGGGCCCUUCAGGGGCGUUAUCCUGUGAGCUUGCCCCGGGCAAUACUGGUGCCGAUGCCAGCGAAGAUCUUUCAGCUGGUGCAGCAGCAGCAGCAGUAGCAGUAGCAAUAGUGACGGCUGGAGACCCGCCGCGUACCGCCGCUACGAUCCUGCCACCGCAGGGGCUCUUGCUUCCAGAGUCGUCCGCAUGGCCUGCCAUAGCCCCAUCUAGGGAUGAGGCAGCCGGGCGCCUUCUGCAGGCAGCAGCCGGUGCUUGCGCGCCUGAACCGCCGGACCAGUUCCUUGAGGCAGGGCCAGCUGGUGGGGGGGGAGCAGUCCCGGAGCACAUGCACAGGAUCAAGCUCAGUGACCAGCCGACGGGGGACAGCCACAGUCUGCGCUCCGCUUAUCACCCAACGCGUCAGGCAGGCAGCUGCGGUCAGCUUGAGGCGCCCGGUCAGAGAGGCGCCAGCGGUGAGGCUGACUUGGCGGUCCAGCAGGAUGAGCAUGUGCGGUUCGGCACAGGGGAUAGGCAGCCAGUCCUGUCGGGCAUGUGGCGGGGUGAGAUUGACGACCACAUCGAUGGUGUUGCUCUCAGAGACGCAGCGCAUGGCAGUCUGGAUGAGGCUGCCAGUGGGCUCCAGAUCUCUGGUGAUGAUGGCGAUGAUGGCCAUGCUGGUGAUGCUGGUGACGGUAGCGGCAGCGGCGAUCCAGCCGCCGUUAGCUCAGUCCCGCGUGUAGCUGGAGAUGAAGAAGGCGGCAGCGGAGAAGGAGACGUAGCUGUCAGUGGGCGCUGUAUGGGGACCGCCGCAGGCCGCGCUGCCGAGCUGCCACCGCCAACACUUCCACCGUCGGGGGCAAUGACGGGCUCGGCAGGGUGUCCCGUCAUGCGUGGAGCGGAGCCGCCAACGUUUCACCUGGAUCAGCCGCCGAUCGCCACCGUAGCAGCGGCAGCAGCAACAGUAGACGAGUCCUUGGGCAUGGAAGGCGCGGUGGUGGACGUUGCGGAGGAGAAGGGCAUCACGCAGGGGGCGGCAGAGGAAACUCAAACAGCCAUACCCGUAGCGGUGCUAUCUGCACCUGUAGCUGUAGCUACAGCCCCCGCGGGAGAUCGCAGCGGGGGUGAGGAGGGGCUUAAUUCGGACGCGCCGCUGAACGCCGCGUCUGAGGCUCAGGGUGCGGCUAUGGCGGCCGCAAGCCCGUGUGUGGGGGGCGGCGCACCAGCCACAGUCUGCGCCUACGGUGCAUCAGCAACAGCAGCAACAGCAGCAACAGCAGCCUGUGCCACUACUGCUGACCAAGCUGCAGGGACUGCGUCGCCAUCGCCAUCGUCAAAGGUGUCAGGCCUGCCGCCGCUAUUACUUCAGCCCGUGCCUUCGUCACCAGAAUCUCCCCCACAGGACGACCUUCGUAAUGUGCGUCGCCAUGUUGGCGAUCAACAGCUCACCGAGGAACCCCAUGGAAGCUUCCACAGGGGGGAAAACGGUGAUGGUGCUGAGGAGGACGCGGCAGGGCGGCCCAGCAGCUCCUCUCCGGAGAAUAUGGAGGCGACUGCGGUAGCGAAGGCGGUGGCGGCUGCGGUAGCGGAGGCGGCUGCGGUGGCGGCUGCGGUGGCGGCUGCGGAGGUGGCUGCGGAGGUGGCUGCAGAGGCGGUUGCGGAGGCGGAGGCGGUUGCGGAGGCGGAGGCGGUUGCGGAGGCGGAGACGGUUGCGGAGGCGGCUGCGGUAGCGGAGGGGGCUGCGGAGGGGGCUGCGGCUGCGGAGGCGGAGGAGGUAGCGGACGCGGCUGCGGAGGCGGAUGCGGAGGCGGGCUCCUCGGGAGGUGCGGUGGCUCGAAAGACUGUCCCAUCGCCAGGUGGGGUGCUGAGCAAUGAUCAGGAGGGCCUGGACAGGGCGGGACAGCCGCAUGCGGUUUCUUCGGAGCGGCUCAGCCCUGAGAGUGUCUGGGCGGCUGUAGCUCGGGUAGCUGAACCAGGCAGCAGUACUGGUGACUAUAGCGACGGUGAGGGAGGCGGCGUCGAAGUUUGCGGCGGCGGCAUUGCUGCGGAACAGCCUAACCGCAGCGGCACCCGGCUAGCUUCGGAGGCCCGCGAUGAUGUAAGCAGCGCCAGCGACGGCCUCCGUGCUCGUACGGUAGAUAGCAUUAACAGUGGCGACGGCGGCGGCGGCGGCGACGCGACGGCGGUGGCAGCGCAGGCGGUGGCGGGCCUCCUGGCGCUCGUUCUGCCUGCUGGGGGUUCCUCAGCGGUGUACGGCGGCAGCAGCGGCAGCGGCGUGGAGGAUGAGGAGGACAGCUAUGGGCAGCGCGACCAGCAACAGCGCCGACAGCCUCCGCUGCUGCUGCGUGUGCUCCACCCUCCAUGUCAACAGACCCUGGAGGUAGCGGCGGCGAAGGCCACGCAGGCAGACUCUGCGGGGCUGGGGGAUAAAAGGGCGGCGGCGGCGGCGGCGGCGGGGUUAGCCGCGCCGGUGAUGACGGCGAAGCACACGGGUGGCAGCGACGGCCAGCAGGAGCCAGGUGGAAGCGUCGUUCUGCCGGCAAUGAAGCUGGCGCCGCUGGCAGCAGGGGGAGCAGGGGCUGUGCGCAGUGGCCUAGCAGCCGGUGGCCGAGACCCCGUUCCGACGGCGAGGGCAGCUGGAGACUCCAGGAGGUCGGCGUCAGUUGAAGUGGGCACGGGUGCUGCGGCGGCCGAUGUGAACGAGGACGGAGCGGCGGCGGCGGCGGCGGCGGGUGCGGGUGCGAAUCGCUUGCGGUCUUCGCCAGCCGAGGAUGCGGCGCCGGCGGUAGUGGGAGCGACGGCGGCGCCAAGUAUAGCAGCUGCAGAUAUAGGGGCCACCACACCGAUUACACCUCAAAGACAGUUAUCGGCAACCGCAUCAGCAGCCGCACAGGCAGCUGUAGGGCAGCAGGAGCAGCAGCAGCAACAGCAGUUAACUGCAGUACAAAACGCCUUCCAAUUUCAGCCCGGUAGCGUCGUGCAGCAUCAGAGCCCGAGGGGCGCCACGCCAGACGUGCUAUUGCCGCAGAGCCGCACGGCUCCGGAACCUGAGCGGGACCAAGUUCGAGACCUUUGGGCGUCAUGGAAUCCACGGUUGGGAGGCGCUGGUGGGGCGUCGCAGACGCGCGACGCUGAUGACGCCGCCACAAGCUUUAAAGGCAGCCCCAGCGGCAGCCCCAGCGGCAGAGGCGGCGGCUGUAGCGGCGGCAGCCCGGGAGUAGGCGGUGAUAGCCCUUGGGGCACCGACAUUGAGGCGUCUCCGGAACGGAGGAGGAGCCCGACCGCUGCGGCGGUCGGUGGGGUUGCAGUAAUGCGGGGAGGGAGCCUGAGCAUCCGAUCCGAUCCGUGUGGCUCCGGAACCACUGGAGGUACCAGGAGCGGUACCGCCGUUCCGGGACAGGUGGUGGACGAAAGGGAUGUGGCAAUGACGGCUGUUGUUUCGGAGCGGCACGAGGAGCUUUCGGCCGUUUUGCGGGAGGACAGGGAGGACAGGGAGGUUGAGCUGUCGAAGGCAGUUGGCGGGUGUGACGAUGGCACGACCGCGGUGGACAGCUCGGUGCAUUCGGUUGCCCGGAGUCCCCCCAACGGCCUGCUGGCGGUGGAUGACUCGACUGCUGCUGCUGCUGACACGACGAACGAGGCUACUGCUGAUGCUGCUGUUGUUCCUUGGGGGGGGGGAGGAGGAGCGGCGGCGUCGGGUGACGUGGGUGGAGGGAUGGCGGCGGCAUCGCUGCAUGAGGACCUAGAAUCACUGGCAUUGGCGCCGCCUGGAGAGCUGUGUACCGCCAAGUAUGAGGUGGAGCAUGAGGGCAACUCACCCGCCGUUACUUUGGAGGGGACAGCAGCUUCCGGGGACACACCCCGGAUAGCUUCUGGAGCCGUACAAGUACGAGAAGAUGAGGUCACGGAGGAGGUGGUGGUGGUAGUCCGUGGAUCGCCCACCGCCGGUGAGCUGCGCAACGGACCCAUGGGUCCUCGCCAACCGCCGCCGGAGGCUCAUGGCGGUGCGGGGCCGGACAACACCAUGCAGGUCUUCCCCCAGCAGGCGGCGGCUGACGUGGUGGUAGAGGUAGCGGCUUCAGAGGGAGAAUAUUUCCGCCGUGCAGUUGGAAGUGGGGCAGAGAGAGGGCAUGUGCCUGCCGGUCCCCUUCAGUCGAAAGUGGCGGCGGCGGCGGCGGCGGCGUCAAUGGGAAGCGGCGGGGCGCCGGCUGACGUCGUGACUGUACCUGGACCGUCGGCGGACGCCGCGGCUGAUACGUCACUACAACCGGCGGUGAUACCGGCCAUGCAUUUCGCCAAGACGGCUUGCGGAGCCGGUUCAACAGCGCGGAUGGAAGCGCUGAUCGCAAAGCGGCCGCCGCCGGCCGACGUUGUGCCGCUAGCUGAGCCGCUGGCGGCAGAAGCGGAUGUGAAGCACCAAGGGCUCCACCAUCAGAAUCUCCCGCCGCCGCUACCGCCGCCGCCGCCGCCAUCAGCGGCACCUGUCGAGUCGCCUUGCAACGACGAUCCGCCACCAUUCGCGACCGCUGCCGUCUCCCCCGACGGCAACAGGAGCAGUGACUACGGAGAGGCCGACCCAGCCGGCUCUCAGGGCCUGGCGACGCCACCGACGCCACCGACGCCACAGACACCGCAUGUCCAGCUGGCCCUCCCGCAGCCGGGAGUACCAGCUGCCGGCCCCACACGGUCAGCAGCAGCCGCAGCCGCAGCCGCAGCCGCAGCGGGACUGCUGUCCAGGGCGGGAUGCUGUGACUCCGUAUCCUUACCGAAGGGGCCUGAUACAGAGCCAUGCAUGGUACCGUCAUGCGAUCAGCGGGUGCAACAGCUAGCGCAACAAAAGGAACAGGAACCUGGGCGAGCGGAGGAAGGAGAAGGAGGAGGAGGAUGCGAAGGAGAAGGAGGAGGAGGAGGAGGUGAAGGAGCAGGGGAAGCAGGAGGCGAAGGAGAAGGCGGAGGACAGCGCCAGGUCGAGGAGGAGCCGGAGCUGCAGCAGUAUACACUGGAACGGCAGCAGCAGCCGCAACCGUCAUUAGCGCCGCAGCAGCCGCAACCGUCAUUAGCGCCGCAGCAGCCGCUGGGCGAACAGUUGGGCGAGCAGCAGCAGCAGCAACAGCAGCUGGAGCGAUCAGCGCAGGAGCAGGAACGGGACGACGGAGGCGGCUGCCUUCCCACUGCACCGGCAUGUACGGCUCCGGUAUCUUGCCAUGAUGCCGGUGGCGAUGUAGCACUGACGCCCCUGGAGCUUGGCCAGUCCAUGAGCAGCGGCAGCCGCAGCAACAGCCAUCGCCGCCGCCGGGCUUCCGCGGCCGCCCAGCUACAGCCCGCCGCAUUGCUACGUAUCCCCGAUGUGCCACACGUCCGCUCAUGUGCUUCUCCCGGGUCUAGCGACCAGCAGAAGACUCAGCUCGCCUGCGCAGAAGACUCCGUGUCUCGUGCUCGUCCUGGAGACCUUCCUGGAGCUGCUCAACAGCGGUGUGUAAGUGAGCUUGGUGGUGCAUCGCCUGCGGCAGUAGAGGUUGCGGUGGAGCAGGAGGCGUGUGCGGCAGGUGCGCCGACCGGGGCUGCGGUAGCGGCGGCGCCAUCGCCAGCAGUGCUUGACCCGGCGGAGGCGGCGACAGCGGCAGCGGCGGCCAUGGGGGCAGUGGCGCGGCCUGGUAAGGCGUCUGUUGACUCGAGGGCCGGGUCGAGUGGUGCACCCGCGAGCCGUCGAGCUUUGGCCGGGCCCCGGAUUGACGUCCCAGCGGGCGGAGGUCUUCCCGGAGCCGGAGGGAGGCCCGCCGCCGUGUACUGGGACCACAUGGAGGGUACAUGGGGAACCUCUAUGACUACCGCAACCGCCCCGGUGUGUGUGCGGCGGCUGUGUGGCGCUAGCCCGCCAAGUGGGGCUGACGGCGGCGGCGGCGGCGGCGGCGGCAGCUGGGAAGGGGUCCGGGAGCCCCACAGCCCGUCGGGCGCUGACGCCUUCGACUCGGCGGACAGGGUCUUGGGGGUCGGGGGCGAAAGGACAAAAGAAAAGGGCGCCCACACGGUCCUGCGGGUUGCCAUAGCCCGUUCACCUGGUGGUGCGGGGGCAGCUGCCACAGCCGCCACAGGCCCCCCAACCCCACUGUCCUCACAUGCUGCCGCGCCGGUAAUACCCCGACCGGCGUCUGCCGUACCAUCACCGCAGCAGCUGCAUGAAAUGCAACAGCCACCGUCACCAUCACCAUCACCAUCACCAUCAUUAGCAGAUGCAGGCGGCCCGGCGGCGGCCGCCGCACAGCCACCCUUAGCAGGGGCAGCAGCAACAGACAAGCACGAAGAAUAUACCUUUCUUGCCAAAGCUGCGAAGGAAGUCACGCAGCCGUUCGCGCCGGCAGCAGCCAUGAACAACGAGCCAGAGUCCCCUGGCACGGCGGCGGGUCCUCAAGGGCAGCUCCAGAAACGGGAUUCUGUCGUACCCGGCGGCGGCGCUGACGGCCAGCCGCCAGCCGCCUCGGAGUACCAGUCUCUCCGGGACCAUGUGCCCAUCGCGCCACCACAGGACAAGGGCGCAACCGUGCAGUGGAGACUUGAAACCUCAGGGACCGAACCGUUGCUCCAGAACGUGGUUGAUGUGGCGCAGCGUGGUGGAACAGCCCAGCGUCCGGGCUGCAAGAGCCCAUGUACGGGAGCACAGCUCCAGAACCACCCUGCUGUAGCUUCAGACCCGCAGAGUGCAGUGGAUUCGUACGCCAGCGGUGACGCGGAUCGCCGGGUGAAGCGGACGUGCCGCCUGCAUGCCGCCGCCACGGUGACUCACGGGCACUCUGUGGCUUGCACCCUACCGCCGCCGCCGCAGUUGCCGCCACCACAGACGAGUACUACAAACAAUGUAGGCCUCCGAUCCUCCCCCGUCCGAUCUCCAGCGUCCUCCGUCGGCGCCGCCGCGGCCACUGCCGCCACAGCAGUCGCGAGAGCUGUGGAGCGGUCAACGGAACCAGUGACAGCGGCGGCGGCGGCGGCUGCAAGCCGUCUGGGGGACCCUGUGGCGGCGAUGGAACGGCCGGGAGCACCGGCGGCGGUGGCGCAGCGGCCGGCGUCGCCUGCGGCGGCGGCGGAGCAGCCGUCGGCAGCGGCGGCGACCGACCCGCGGACCGGCGCCGCUGCAACCUUGCGGCAGCCGGGCCUUCAGGCUUUGGUGAGAGCUGCCGACGCUGGUAGGACUCCGCGAGGCCGCGGGGAUUUAGGUGCUCAGGCUCACGAGUUGCUGCUACAGAAAGUUCCCGACGGGCCUUACAUGAGCCUGCAGCGGCUACUGGAGCUCGUACUGGGCCUUCGCUGCAGUGUCGUACUGCCACGUUGGGCUACACCUGAGGUGGUGGCUCAGGCGGCGGCGGUGAUGCUGACGCUGCACGAGGCGGUCUGCUGCGGGAAGGUAAGGCUGAGGCUGCAGCAGACCCCCCGGUUUUACGUGGUGAGUCCGGCGGAGGAUCUGCUGGCGGAGUGGGCGGCGGCAGACGCCGCCGCCGACACCGCGGCGGCGGCUCAGCGGCAGCAGGCUGAUGAUGGCGGCGACGGCAGCGGCGGUCGCCGGAGCAUUGUACGAGAACGUGACGAUAUGCAUGUCGCACAUGGGAUGAUGCGUGGACGUGGUGGGUUGGGGCGUCAGCAUGAGGAGGAGGAGAAGGUCCCGCGGUGCUCAGGGGGACUUACGGAGCCGGAGGUAGCGGCAGCGGCGGCGCCGCCACCGCCGCGGCCGUGGGCUGUGCGUUCCGGUAUCGUAUCAGAUAAGCAACCGGUGCGAGAGAAGGAGAAGGAGAAGGGGACGGCGGUUGAGGGUGGAGCGCAGCGCGGGCGUCAGCGGCAACGGCGGCGGCGGCAGCAGCCCAUGCAGCAGCGGCGGUCAGCAGGUGUUGCCGUCGCCGCAGUUGGCGUUGACGGCAACGGCGAAGGCAUUGACGGCAGGCCGCUGAAGCGGCCCCGCCCCGCCGGCUCUUCUCCCUUGGCGCCAACGGCGGCGCGCCCGCUGACCGGGGUGGGGGCAUCAUCUCUACCUCCAUCUCCACAUGAUGCCACGGAUGAGAGACCCACCGUACCGCGCACCGGGUCACUGCCGGCGCCACCGCCACCGCAGCUGCCGCCUGCGCGUCAGGUCACCACAUCUACAUCCGAAGCGCCGCCAUCGCCGCUGGUUCUGCAGCGUAAUACCGUAGAAAAACAGCACCAGCUGCAUCAGCUGCAGCAGGUACAAGCACAGGAGCAACAGCAACCCCCGCGGCCGACAUUGCCUAAGCAGAGCCCCGCAGCUGUCUUACCAGAAGCUCAACAUCCUUCAACUUGCCCCCAUCGUCUCCAUGGUGGCCCACCGGCACGGCAACACCCCGAAGGGCUUAAACCACAUCAACCGCAACAACAACCGCAACAGCAACCGCAACAACAACCGCAACAACAACCGCAACAGCAACCGCAACAACAACCGCAACAACAACCGCAACAACAACCGCAACAACAACCGCAUCCCUCCCUAUUUGUGAGCCCCGCGCGGCGACCCUCGGGACCACCUCCGGCGGAGCAGGGAGGUGGAGACCUUGACCACCAGCACGGCAGUAGUCCCGCUGGGGGCCGCCGGACAGACACGGAUGAGCGGCUGCCGAGGGCCGGUGCAGGGGGGGUGGAGGUACCCUCCUGGACAGCAGCACCAACGGCACCAACGGCACCGGCACCAACGGCACCAACAGCACCGGCAUCGCCACCAGCACCGGCACCAGCACCAGCACCGGCACCAGCACCACCAGGGCAAGGACCACCAGCACCACCGGCACCAGCACCAGUGCUAAGAGCAGGGCAAGGCAUGCUGUGUGCUGGAGGGGGCCCCGUGACUGAGGAGGCGGAGCCAACUGCGACCGGAGUGGUGACGAUGGCCACGGCGGCGGUGGCGCCAACACCGGCGAUGGGGGCCGCAGUGGUGACAGAGGCAGUGAUGACCGAAGCGGCAGCGGUGCACGCGCCGGCGAGGAAAUCCGCUUCGGUGGCGGCGGCGCAGGUGAUGGAGGGCACUUCAAUAGCGAUGGCGGCGGCGGCGGCUGCGGCGGCCGUGAGCCCCCGGAUGGUGCUUGAGGUCACCGCCAAUGCCCCAGGUGCGCUCCGAAAUGCGGUGACACCAUCGCGGCCGGCCGAUAUGGUCGUGGAGGAACUAGCGGGGGAAGUGGAGGCAAGGGAUGAGGCAGUUGUGGGAACUGCAGCCGUACAUUCGCCCUGGCGGAGUGGCCACGUGUUGGAAAGGGUUCCGGAGCGGUUUGGACGGGUGGUCGCUGCUGCUCCUGGCGAUACCAUACGAGCUGCUGCUGCUGCUGCUGCUGCCGCUGCUGCUGUUGGUGGUGGUGGUGGUGGUGGUGGUGGUGGUGCUGUCACAGGCGCUCUUUGGGAAACGGCCGCCUGCGCCCCUUUAGCACGUCUGGUCAGUGUGCUGGCGGCAGCGGAAGUGGUUCCGGAGCUGCAGGUGCCAGGCCCUGAGGUUCCGGAUCUGGCAGGGCCCGGUGGCCCUGAACGGCAGCAGGAGCAGGUGAUGGAGGAUGAGGGCAGGGGGGAGGAGGAGCCAGCGUGUGUGGAUAUGGAUGCGGAUGGUGAGGCGAGCCCGCGUAUGGACUUCUCCUCGCAAAGAAGUGGGGCUGCCGCCUCGAAGGAGGAUGGGGAGGAGGAGGAGGAGGAGGAGGAGGAAGAGGAGGAAGAGGGUGAGGAGGGUGACGACGGCUUCGGGGGCUUCAGCUUGCAUCUGGAUGAGGCGCGACGGGCGCGGGCGAUACUGGAGAGGGAUAAGGUGCGAGCUCUGUUCACCAGGUUGUUGGGCGGUUGGGCUCACCGGGGGGCGUCAGGGGCCCGGGUAUCCUUGUCGACAGGGUGCGGCGGCGGCGACAACGGGAUAGCACAUCACGCUCCGGAACCGCUGACGGCUGCGGCAGCGGCAGAUGCAGCCGGCGCAGCGGCAGAUGCAGCCGGCGCAGCGGCAGAUGCAGCCGGCGCAGCGGCAGAUGCAGCCGCAGGAACAGCCGCAGCCGCGUUGUCCACGGGGGAAAGGAGGAGGACCGCAUCCGAUGCGCCGGCGGCAGCUGCCGUCGCCGCGGCGUCCGCUGCUAGACAGACCGGUGGCGAUGGCGACGCGGGGCUGCGGUUAAGUCGCGGUCGCUCGUCCCGCCAUGACACCGCCGCCACUGUCGAGGAUAGAGCCGGGACUGGGUUGCUGUACAUCUAUCGUCGACACUUAACAACCCAACAGACUGCUCCAGCCAGGCUGACGGAGGCGGCCGGCUCCGCCACUGUCAGUGUCGGCGGCGCCGACGGCGGCUCUGUAACAGAGGCGGCGAGUGGUACGGAACCAGGAGUCGGUCGCCGCCAGGGCCCGGGGGCCGGUAGCGGUAGCGGUAGCGGUAGCGGUAGGGAGGAGGUGUUUGGUGGCGGUUUUCUGGAGCCCAUGAAACAUGGUAAUAGUAAUCGGCCAUGGCGGGCCCGGCGUGGCAACGGCGCCGCCGAUGCUACAGCUGCCAAGCGUGGCAACGACGAUACGAGGGACAUAUCACGGGCAGCAGCAGCCUUUGCACCGUCAGCUCUAAAACCACCUGGCCGGGAGGUGGCGGCGGCGGCGGAGCGGGAGGAGGAAGAACCCAAUCCCGGGGGGAGCUUGCAGGACAGCCCCACGGCUCUAACACCUCCCUGCCCGGAGGGGAUGGAGGAGGGGGAAGACCUUACGACCGGCCCUGAGCGUGAUGACGUUGACGGCGACGACGGCGACGACGGCGACGACGGCGACGGCGACGACGACGGCGCCCCGUCGCACCGACGGGCGCCAGCCGCUGACUUGUUGCUUCGCCGCGCGGUAACGGCAGAAGGUACCCUGGGCCACGAGGGGGCGGCGCCGGUGGCGGCCGGCGGCUCGUCCGCCGCCACCUCGUCCGCCCCAGCCCGUCACCUUCUUCCUCCCAGCGGUCUGUCACCUGAGGAGUUCUUCGCGGACAGUCCCCGCCUGGAGUCAUUGGGUGAUGCAGAUCUGGUGCUGCAGUACGCCGCCCGUGAUCUGGCCUUCAGACAGCGGCUGGGAUCAGGGCCUAAGCAGACGCGCCAGCAGGCGCCGCCGCCGCCACCACCGAAGCCAGCGGGUCCGACCCAUGGGCCGGAGGUCCUCCGCGUCUCGCCUGGCCUGCCCGCCGGAUUAUCAUCCGGCCUCGUCGUACAACUCCUCAAGUCCUUGGACCCAUGGGGCGGUGCAUCGGCGUGUCAGCAGCAGGCGGGCGGUGGGCGGCGCGGGACGGAGGAAGGGACGCAGCAGCAGCAGCAGCAGCAGCAGGAGCAGGAGCCCGUAUCGGUGGAGGCCAUAGGGCCUGUCCCCCCAUUGGGGACCGUGCCACCCUUGCGACAUGUGCCGCCGCCGCCGCCCCAGCAUCAGCAGCAGCAGCAACUGCAGCAGUCAGAGACGGGACAUGCUGGGAUACAGAAAGGGCAUCAACAGCCACAGCCACAGAUACAUCAGGCCGCCGCUGCACAAGCGACGGCAGCGCCACCGCCACCGCCGCCGCCGCACCCACACACACGGCAAGGUGGAGGUGGAGGUGCAGCCGCCGGCAGCGCGGAACGGGAGGUAGCGGGGGGAGCAGCGGCAGGGCGGGCUCGGCAGUUAGUUUGGCUGGGUGGCGGCGGGGAGGGCGGGCAGAGGAGGGAGACAGGCACGACGGGAACUCUGGCGGCAGCGGCGGCUGUAGCGGCAGCGGCGGCGGCGGGCCAUCGUACGGCAGAAGUAGCAGCCGUAGCACCUGAUGGUGUUGGCGUCGCCACUGCUGACGUCAGCACCAAGCUCCCGCCUCUGCGGCAGCAUGCCGAACACCGCCAGCAGGUACGAGCGCCUGAGGCAGCGUCUGGCGACGGUGACGCAAGAGUGCCGUCUCCGCCGCCGCCGCCGCCGCCGCCAGAGGUGGCGCUUAGCCAAAAGCACCAAGCGCUAUCACAGCUACAGCCACAACAGGACGUGGUGGCUCUGCUACUGCGGGCACUGUCCUCCAGUACGGGUGCGGAUCUAGGGGCCCUGGGCGUGGGAACCGUACGGCAGGGCUUGAUUGAGAUUCUAGGACUCACGACGACGACGGCGACGGCGACGGCGACGCCGGCUGGCCAGCCCGGUUCAGCGAGGUGGGACGGACUGGACGCCGGUUGCGGCAACGGUGGCGAGGGAAGCGGCAACGGCGCUGGCGGCGCUGUGGAGGAAGGAGCACAGGAGGCACCACAGCCUGGCGCCAAGAUCCCCCGGUGCCACCCGGGUGCGCCGGGUCCGGGACUGGGAGCGGAGGUGCGGGGGGUUAGGGGGGAGGUGGGAGCUGGCCAAGGUCGGGCACCCGCAGUACCAGCAGCAACGACUGCUGUGCGUGAGGUGGAGAAGGACAUCCACGCUGUGCCGUACAACCAGCCGGACGAUGCUGUAGCGGGAGCCCAGAAGGCGCCAUCUGCGCAGCCGGGAGAGAUUCCCGCGACAGCGGCGGCAAUGCCGUACAGAGGAUCUGAUGGCAUGACGGGCACGAUCCCCCCCCACCCGCACACCCGAGCGCAUCCGCACGCGCCGCCGCCUGGAUAUGCGCCAAUGCACGGCAUGACUUACCCUGCAAUGCCGCACGCCACGCCGUACGCGCCGUACGGACAGCACUUGCACAUGCCGUACAUGGAGUACGCUCCCGAUGGCGUCCAGGACAGCGCGGCUGUCUCGUCUGGCGGUUACUCCAACCAUAUUACCAGACCUCCCGAGCCGCACCCGCUACCGCACCCACAACACGUGCACCAGCACCAGCAUGGGCAGCUGCCGCCGCAGCGGCUGCAGUGGCGGCAGCGUCCGGGUCCUCCACACUCCAGGGAGCGAGGCGCAGUCCCCGACGUCGGAGCCCAGCCGGCGGCCUCCGAGGUAAUCAGCAAUGCAACGGCGGCGGCGGCGGCGUCGCGGAUGCACAACCUGCCGCCCCGGCCGCCGCCGCCACCGCCGCAAACCCACUUCAGGGCCGACGCGGAGGCGGCGAAGGCGGCGGACGAUGGUGCGGCAACUGCAGCGGCAGCGGCGAUGCGGGGUGGCGGUGCUCGGGAGGUGCACCGGGAAGUGUACGUCGACGUUGAGGACGGCGCCGCCGCCACCGCCGACGCCUCGUCUGCCUGGAGCCCUGCCGUACGGCGCCACAGCCGGUCCUCCUGGGCAGCGGAGUACAUGUCGCCCACCGUCAGCACCGUCACUCGCGGUUUCAGCGGCAUCGGCACCGCCGCCGCCAGCGGCGGCGGCGGCGCUGAGCAGUCCGAUGCCGAGCCACCGCCCGCCGGAUAUCAACUCGAGGGCUCUCCGUCAUCGCAACCUCAGUCGAGGGCCGGCUGGCGGCAGGAGGCGCGAGGCGGGCUGCCGUUCCGUGGCACCGAGGACGGAGGCGGCGGUGAAAGACGGCCGCCGGCGGACGCCCCAAAAAGGGACGCGGAGGGGCCUCGUGUGUCGCACCAGCUGGAUGCGCCUGGGGGGGGAGGGCCUCAGGAGAACACGGCGAGACGUGGUCAGUGUGCUGUGGGAACCGCCGCCAACACAAAGCAGCCGCCGCUGGGAGGACGUACGGCAGCAGCAGAUGUGACAACAACGGCGGGUACGGCAGCGGCCGGAGGCGGCAUCACCGCCGCAGCCUCUGCAGCAGCGGCGGCGGAGGCCAGCCGUGGUAGGAGUACGACAGCUCGCAAGCGGCCGCUGUUCGCGGGCGCGGAGAUGGUCCAGGGCGCCUUGAAGUCCUCACUGAAAGCGGCGACGGCGGCUCCGGGCGAAGAACAACAAGUAGCGCUGGAGCAGCCGCUGAAGCGGCCAGCCACGCAACACCAACACCAGCAGCAACACCAACACCAGCAGCAACACCAACACCAGCAGCAACACCAACACCAGCAGCAACACCAACACCAGCAGCAACACCAACACCAGCAGCAACACCAGCAGCAACACCAACACCAGCAGCAACACCAACACCAGCAGCAACAGCCCGCAGCGGCGGCGGUAGCACGGCAGCCAGAGCUACUGCUACCUGCCGCGAAGCGAGCGCGCCGGGUGACCUUUGACGACGCGGCACUUGUCGUACACCAGCGGAGGCGAGAGCACGAUGUGGGGGAAGCUGCGGCUGGCGGGACCACACGCCGAGGCAACGGCAGCGGCAGCGGUUCCGUAACGGCGACGACGGCGGCAGCGGCGCCAGCUGCGGCGACGGCGGUCCCUCGGGCUCAGCGGCACCCCCAGCCGCUGUACAGUCCUGAACCGGCGGCCAAACUGCCGUACACAGUGCGGCCUUUGGUGGCGGCGGUGGCGGCGGGGGGGGAACAGGAUGAGUCACCGGAAGGGGAUGCGGGGAGAUCAACACCGCUUGGCGCCUCGCCCUUUCGUCUGUUCGCGCCGCUGUUGCAGAAUCAGCUACAACCGCAUCGCCAACAGCAUCAGCAGCACAAUGACCACCACCACCAUCAACAACAACAACAACAACAACAACAACAACACCCGCUGCUGGGGCAGCAGCAGCAAGGGGGGCAGCACCGGCUGUCGAAUGUUGGGUCACAGCGGGCGGUGGUGGUCUCUGAUGUGGGGGUCGACGUGGGGGGGGAGAACGUGGAGGGAAGCCGGGCCGCCGCUGCCGCAACACAGGGUGGCGGCGGCGGCGGCGGCGGCGGCGGCGGCGCUACUGCCGGUGGUGGAGGUGGUGGUGGUGGUGCUCUGGCGGCUGCUUCAGGGACGGGAAGGGGGAUGGGCGCUCUACUCUGCCGACAUAGCGGCGAAAGCAACAGCUUGCUUCGUCGAUUGAGAGACGGCCGAACGAGCGUCGCAGCUGCCGCAGAGGCCGCAGCAGUGGGUGUACGGAAAAGGGGCAGCGGCGGUGGCGGUGGCGCUGCCGCCGCACUCCCAGUGCAGCACCGCAUGGCAGAUGGCUACACAGGGUCGAGGAGCAGGAGUCUCCUAGGCGACGCCGACUCUCACGACGGCGGCGGCAUUGGUGAUGCCUGCGGCGGCAGCGGUGGCGGCGGUGGCCUCCGCGGGCUGCUGAACCCCUGGGCCCCACCCCAAGCCCCCCCGGCGCAACACCCCCCAGCAGCGGCACCCACGCACCCUCUAAGCACUGAUGGUACACUUGGUCGAGGAGGAGGGGGGGGUCAGGUCUCUCAUGCAGACGGCAGGGCCGGUGCCACCCCCGCCACCACCACCACCACCGCCACCGCCACCAAGGCCAUGCCGCCACCGCCUGGCAUCUCGGGCCUGGUGCCGCCUCCGCCUCCUGUAGCAGCAGCUUCAGUGGCGGGCAGUCUGGCGCGGAUGGGCACUGCAGCCCCAAUCGACACUAACGGUCUUCGUGUGGCGCGCGUGUCUUGCGCCUGGCGUUGUAUUCCAUUGUAG